AUAAAUCUUUUGAGCCCAAAAACGAAGGGCCUAGGACGAGCCGGCUUCAGUAGACCAAUCUCCUCCUCCCUUAUUGUAACAUACAAAACGCAGAGAGAUAAUCCUAACAAUCAAAGCCAAAGAUGAGCAAUAAAGAAGACGCAAAGAGCGAAAUCCAGAAUUCAAACCCUAAUUCUUCUAACAAUCAAAGCCAAGGAUCCAAGGGGAAAUCAUGCAAAGGAUGCCUUUAUUACUCUUCAGCUCUUAAAUCCAAAUCCCGAAACCCCACCUGCGUUGGCAUCCCUAAGACUCUCCAACAAGUACCCAGCUACAUGAUUGGGGAAUCCGAGUUGGAAGCUUCCAAGGAAGGCCGCACUCUUACAGAUUUCAAGUAUGCUUGUGUUGGUUACUCCGUAUACUUAGAUAACAAAGAUUCUUCGACUGAUCAGGCUCAUAAACCAGUUGAAUUACCAUUCUGUGUCGGUCUCGAGGUAUUGUUGGACAGAACACCUGCAUCUGCUGACCAUAUUCCUGCCAAUAUCCAUAAAAACAAAGAAAUCCACGGACUUCCUCAACCUCAAGCCCACAAGUCAACGCAGUCAAUAGGAGACGAGUACUAUAACAGGUUUAAGAGAAAUGCGGGCCUUGUCGCAGCAGGUGUUGUGAAGAAUCUGAAUAAAAUUGGAAACCGCAUAAAAGAAAGUCUGGACGACAUUCUGUACAGGCGACCAAAGUGAGAUUGCUGAGCACAGUUAUGAUAUAUACUUGAGAGGGAAGCUUAAUACAAACUUAUAAUGAUUCUACUGUUUUUUUGUCUCCAAUUUGAAUUAAAUCAAGUACUCUCUCUUCAGAGCAGGAGGGAAGAAGCAUUUGACUGUUGUAAUAAACACCUUUUAAUUGAGUAUAUGAAGUCACUCCAACAAUCGGAGCUUGUUUAUUUA
Theobroma umbraticum is the source of this 920-nucleotide messenger RNA. RefSeq lists its product as uncharacterized. The record is from RefSeq and is a predicted model, not a curated record. Lineage: Eukaryota; Viridiplantae; Streptophyta; Magnoliopsida; Malvales; Malvaceae.